AUGCUGUAUACAAAAGUACAGCGCAAGAAAAGGCAAGUGGCGAUCUUCAUUUUAUUGAUGCUUUUGUGGGAGGUGGGUUCAGAAUCGAUUCAGUAUUCAGUACUGGAGGAGACAGAAAGUGGCACCUUUGUAGCCAACUUGACAAAGGACCUGGGACUCGGGGUGGGAGAGCUGGCCGCACGGGGCGCCCGGGUUGUUUUCAAGGGGAACAGACAGCAUUUGCGGCUUGACCCACAGACCCAUGAUUUGCUGCUAAAUGAAAAACUGGACCGGGAGGAGCUGUGCGGCUCCGCUGAGCCGUGUGUGCUUCCUUUCCAAGUGUUACUGGAAAAUCCUUUGCAGUUUUUUCAGGCUGCCUUGCGAGUCAGAGAUAUAAAUGACCACGCUCCAGAGUUCCCUUCUAGAGAAAUGAUCCUGAAAAUAUCAGAAGUGACUACGCCAGGAAAGAUAUUUCCUUUAAAAAUGGCAAACGAUUUAGACGUUGGCAGCAACAGCCUUCAGAGCUACACAAUCAGCUCCAAUCCUCACUUCCACGUCCUCACCCGCAAUCGCAGCGACGGCAGGAAGUUCCCGGAGCUGGUGCUGGACAAGGCUUUGGACCGCGAGGAGCAGCCUCAACUCAGGCUAACGCUCACCGCGCGGGAUGGCGGGUCUCCGCCCAGGUCAGGAACCGCAGAGAUUCAGAUCCAGGUUUUGGACAUCAAUGACAACGCCCCCGAGUUUGUUCAGGAGCAAUAUGAGGCACAAGUUCCUGAGAACAGCCCCUUAGGCUCUCUGGUUAUUACGGUCUCAGCCAGAGAUUUAGAUGCAGGAUCCUUUGGGGAGGUGUCCUAUGCCCUAUUUCAAAUCGAUGACGUUAACCAACCCUUCGAAAUAAACACAAUCACAGGAGAAAUUCGACUGAGAAAGGCUUUGGAUUUUGAGGAAUUUCAUUCUUAUCACGUGGAUAUCGAGGCCACAGAUGGUGGGGGCCUAACGGGAAAAUGCUCUUUAGUCCUCAAGGUCCUGGACGUGAAUGACAACGCCCCUGAACUGACCAUGUCAUCGCUCAUCAGCCCCAUCCCUGAAAACUUGCCAGAGAUUGUAGUGGCAGUUUUCAGUGUUUCAGAUGCAGAUUCCGGACAUAACCAACAGGUUAUUUGUUCUAUAGAUAACAGUCUCCCCUUUAUUCUGAGACCUUCGGUGGAGAAUUUUUACACUCUGGAAACAGAAGGCGCCCUAGACAGAGAAAGCAGAGCUGAGUACAACAUCACCAUCACGGUCACUGACCUGGGGACACCUAGACUGAAAACCCAACACAGCAUAAUGGUGCUGGUCUCCGACGUCAAUGACAACGCCCCCGCCUUCACCCAAACCUCCUACACCCUGUUCGUUCCAGAGAACAACAGCCCCGCCCUGCACAUCGGCAGCGUCAGCGCCACAGACAGGGACUCAGGCACCAACGCCCAGGUCACCUACUCGCUGCUGCCGCCCCAGGACCCGCACCUGCCCCUCGCCUCCCUGGUCUCCAUCAACGCGGACAACGGGCAGCUGUUCGCCCUGAGGUCGCUGGACUACGAGGCCCUGCGGGCGUUCGAGUUCCGCGUGGGCGCCACAGACCGAGGCGCCCCUGCGCUGAGCAGCGAGGCGCUGGUGCGCGUGGUGGUGGUGGACGACAACGACAACUCGCCCUUCGUGCUGUACCCGCUGCAGAAUGGCUCUGCGCCCUGCACCGAGCUGGUGCCCAGGGCGGCCGAGGCCGGCUACCUGGUGACCAAGGUGGUGGCGGUGGACGGCGACUCGGGCCAGAACGCCUGGCUGUCGUUCCAGCUGCUCAAGGCCACGGAGCCCGGGCUGUUCGCCGUGUGGGCGCACAACGGCGAGGUGCGCACCGCCAGGCCGCUGAGCGAGCGCGACGCGGCCAAGCACAGGCUGGUGGUGCUGGUGAAGGACAAUGGCGAGCGUCCGCUGUCUGCCAGCGUCACGCUGCACGUGCUCCUGGUGGAUGGCUUCUCCCAGCCCUCCCUGCCGCUCCCGGAAGCGGCCCCGGACCAGGCCCAGGCCGACUCGCUCACCGUCUACCUGGUCGUCGCCUUGGCGUCGGUGUCCUCGCUCUUCCUCUUCUCGGUGCUGCUGUUCGUGGCGGUGCGGCUGUGCAGGAGGGACAGGGCGGCCUCGGGGGGUCGCUUCUCGGUGCCUGAGGGCGGCUUUCCUGGCCACCUGGUGGAUCUCAGCGGCACCGGGACCCUGUCUCAGAAUUAUCAGUAUGAAGUUUACCUGGCAGGAAGCUCUGAGACGAGCCAGUUCAAGUUUCUUAAACCAAUAUUCCCCAACUUCUUGGAUGAAGGGGUUGGUGGGGACAUGUAA
Messenger RNA from Propithecus coquereli (Coquerel's sifaka), 2346 nucleotides. It is a transcript of the gene PCDHB6, whose product is annotated as protocadherin beta 6. Gene Ontology annotation, cellular component: plasma membrane. Gene Ontology annotation, biological process: homophilic cell-cell adhesion. Bases 1 to 2346 code for a protein of 781 amino acids. NCBI's taxonomy places the organism in Eukaryota, Metazoa, Chordata, Mammalia, Primates, Indriidae. Gene Ontology annotation, molecular function: calcium ion binding. The record is from RefSeq and is a predicted model, not a curated record. The transcript is spliced from 2 exons.